AUGGCAUCAAUUUGUCAAACCAAAGAAUUUCUGCUUGGAGCCUGCUCUCUCAACGUCACUUCCAUCACAUUCCAACAUUAUCACUCAAUUUAUGAUUCAAUUGAUUUUGGACUAUGUUUUCCUAACUUGGCAUCGUUCCAAGUCGUCUUACUACACCGAACCCGUGCAAAUUUCCACGUCUCCUUACGAAACUUGAACUUUUUGAAAGUGUUAUCCCUUGUAAACGUGGAUUUCGAAUUUUGGCUUCACCCAUCUCCUUUCGUGAAUACUAUAAACUACAUUCAUAUUGAGAACUCGUCGAUAACAGAGCUACCGAAAUGGAUUUCCAAUAGCAAGACUUUGUCGACCGUCUAUUUGAAAGGCACCUCCAUCACCUCCCUCUCGCCGAUCGCUCAACUCCCCGCUGUAAAAAGUCUGAAACUAUCCCAUAAUCUAAUUGAAAAUCUCCACAGACUUUUGUUUGUUUCUCCGUUCUUGAUUCAUGUGGAUUUGAGUUAUAAUAGGAUAACCUCAUUUGCCUCACAUACAUUCAGUAAAUGUGUGGAUCUUCGAGUACUGGAUCUGACUGGAAAUCCAAUUAAAAUGUUGCCUUAUAAGCCAUUUGCAAAGAAUAUUCGAUUGAAAUGGCUGAAAUUGAGUAGAACUAAUAUUACGACUCUCUCCCCAGAUCACUUCUACGGUUUGGGUGCACUCAAAACUCUGUCACUUUCCCGAAUGCCGAUUCAAACGAUAUCUCCGUACUCAUUCGUCCCUCUGAAAUCUCUUCGAUAUCUCGAUAUGGACUCUUGUAAUCUCACAAGACUCCCUCAAGCAGUCACAGCGAAUUGUCAUUUGGCUCGAUUGAAUGUUGCCAAUAAUAUGCUACAUAGAAGUUCUUCAAUGCCUCCAGAAGUUAUGGCCAUGUUGAGUGGAUUGUCACAGUUGAGAAUCGAUGGGAACCCGUUGACGGAAUUCCCCGCCUCUUUCCUUCUAAUUUCACGUGAAAACAUCCGUCUACUCCGCCAUCUUCUUCACUCAACAAUGACCCUUCCGGUAUGGCUCCGCGAGCCGUGCACACCGUAUUAUUGGUCGAUUCAUUUGGCUAACAGAACAAACAAUUUGAAAUCAUUUGUCAAUCAGUAUGACGAGAAGAGAAUGUUGAAAAAUGGUCUGGGUUAUUGCAAAGAGCAAUAUGACUGGAUGAUGGAGCAGAUGGAGGUUUAUAGAGAGUUGGAGAAGAAUUCUGGUUGCUACUCCCUUCGACGUCUUCGCUCCUCAAUCACUUCUUCCCCGACUUUUGCUCCAAAACUCCCUAAAAAUGUCACAAAUUCUUUAUUUUUCUCAAUAGACCACGACCCAUCCUCCCCCGCUUUUCACAUUCCAAUCCUUCUUCUAAUCUCUCUUUGUGCCAACUUCCUUCUGCUUUUCUCAAUGCUCAUGUGCUCAAUAAUGGCUUGUCGGAUGGAGAAAAAUGUGGAGAAUGUUUAA
Messenger RNA from Caenorhabditis remanei, 1467 nucleotides. RefSeq lists its product as uncharacterized. Gene Ontology annotation, molecular function: protein binding. The transcript has 9 exons. Gene Ontology annotation, cellular component: extracellular matrix. Lineage: Eukaryota; Metazoa; Nematoda; Chromadorea; Rhabditida; Rhabditidae. The record is from RefSeq and is a predicted model, not a curated record. The coding region runs from base 1 to 1467 and encodes 488 amino acids.